Messenger RNA from Tilletiaria anomala UBC 951, 1034 nucleotides. RefSeq lists its product as uncharacterized. The transcript has 3 exons. The record is from RefSeq and is a predicted model, not a curated record. The coding region runs from base 41 to 661 and encodes 206 amino acids. NCBI's taxonomy places the organism in Eukaryota, Fungi, Basidiomycota, Exobasidiomycetes, Georgefischeriales, Tilletiariaceae.
AUUCAGUGUCCUCAGCAAGUCUUCUUUGAACUGGGCAACAAUGCAGAGUGAGACGUCUGAGGCGACGCAGAAAGGCGAAGGGUACCUCUCAGGCUGCAAAAUGGCCAACACUCCUCGUUUUGGGCCAUUUAGACGAAUUGUCACAUCCCAUGAGCCCGACAAGGAAGGCUCAGAGGAGCCACAAGUUGCCGUUCGCAUUAUCGACACACAGCCAGAUUUUGUAGAAGGACUCAACCUCUAUUCUGGUGGUAUAUGGACAACAGAUACUUGUCCGGCGACGAAUUCAUAUGACUUUGGCGAAGAUGCCGGUGGCAAGAGCGGAGCUCUCAUCGUCAAUCCUGGUGGAAGCAAUUGCAGGCUGACGGAACUUCCUCCUGGGGUCACGACGCCAAUGCACAGAACAAGUUCGGUUGACUACAACAUCAUCACGCACGGAUCCGGUGUACUGCUGACUCCUGCUGAGGCGGACUCUUCAGCAGUCAACGAGACUCCCAUCAAAGUUGGCGACGUGAUCGUUCAGCGUGGAACUUUACAUGCCUGGAGAGCAAGCGAGCAAGGCAUGCGCUGGACAUCUGUCAUUCUCGAAGCUCUUCCCGUUUCGUUCACCAAAGACGGUCAGAAACACACUUUAGAAGACACCGGACUUUCUUCACUAGACUAGGCUGCUAUCAAGCCCCAAACGGAGUCUUACCUUGGUCAGAAGCCCUUCCAAGCGACUUUUAGCAUCGAAAUUGUCAGUCUAACGCUGUAAUCUGGUAAGACCAUGUCUCACAGCGCCUCUCUCUCGAUGUGUUAUGCAUCGUGCAUUCACUAGCUUCCUUGCUUACAGUGUUGCUGUCAUAAACCCAUGUCAUCCUGGCUGAGGAUUGUCACACCUGAAGUGGUCCAUCUACACCAUAUCGGACAGCCACAUUGGCUCGGUCGAAAUGUUGUCAGCGCCACAACGACAACAAAGACGUAUUCUCAGUGUUGAAAGACUGUAGCAUGAAGCUCACAUCCAGACAAGCCGUCCACUGAAGCGCGGAAAACUUGUC